UCUCUUUCAGGUACUCAGUAACAGCGGUGUCCAGGCCUCGGAGUCCCCCUUGUAUUCCUGGAGCCCAAGAGACCCUGUGAUCCCUUCCUCCUGUGGACAUCACUUCUGUCUACCUGCUACCUACAACCUGACUCUCUGUCUUCACUGACUUCUCCUCACACCCAGCACCUACCUGAACAAGACCUCUCCCCUCUGUAUCUAUUCACACACCUCUGUAUCCAUUGAUCCACACCUGCCACAAGGCCUGUCACCUGGUGCACUGAUGAUUGGAUUGUUCCCUCUUUAAGACUAAGGGACUUCUUGUCAUUUCUCACUGGCAGGACAGCAUUUUCAUUUACUGAAUAAACCUAAAGAGAAAGAGGGAGGCUUCCCGGCUCGAGAGCAAGUGGCCAACAGCCCAGUAAGUCAGAAGGAAAUUUCUGACCAUUCAGCAUGGUUUCCCAGGGCUCCUCACCCUCCCUUCUGGAGACCCUGAGCAGUGACUUCCUGGCCUGCAAAAUCUGCCUGGAGCAGUUGCAUGUGCCCAAGACUCUGUCCUGCCUGCACACCUAUUGCCAAGACUGCCUGGCCCAGCUGGCUGAGGAUGACCACAUCCGCUGCCCUGAGUGUCGCGAGACUGUGCCCGUGCCGCCAUCAGGUGUGGCUGCCUUCAAGACCAACUUCUUUGUCAAUGGGCUCCUAGACCUGGUGAAAGCCAGGGAAGACUUGCGUGCAGGGAAGCCAGCCUGUGCCCUGUGCCCUCUAGUGGGGGGCACCAGUUCUGGGGGACCGGCCACAGCCAGGUGCCUGGACUGUGCUGAUGAUCUGUGUCAGGCCUGUGCCGACGGGCACCGCUGCACCCGCCAGACCCACACCCACCGCGUGGUGGACCUGGUAGGCUACAGGGCAGGGUGGUACGAUGAGGAGGCCCGUGAGCGUCAGGCAGCCCAGUGUCCCCAGCACCCAGGGGAGGCGCUGCGCUUCCUGUGCCAGCUGUGCUCCCAGCUGUUGUGCAGAGAAUGUCGUCUGGAUCCCCACCUGGACCACCCCUGCCUGCCCCUGGCCGAAGCAGUUCGUGCUAGGAGGCCAGGCCUUGAGGAGCUGCUGGCAGGUGUGGACAACAGUUUGGCUGAGCUGGAGGCCACCCGGGGGAUGGAAAAGGAAGCACUGGCCCGACUGCGGGAACAGGCCGCCAGGGUGGGGACACAGGUAGAGGAGGCAGCUGAGGGGGUCCUCAGGGCCCUGCUGGCACAGAAGCAGGAGGUGCUGGGGCAGCUCCGGGCCCAUGUGGAGGCUGCUGAGGAGGCUGCCCGAGAGAGGCUGGCUAAGCUAGAAGGCCGGGAGCAGGUGGCCAAGGCAGCAGCUGUGUUUGCCCGGCGGGUGCUCAGCCUGGGUCGAGAGGCUGAGAUCCUCUCGCUGGAGGGGGCUAUAGCCCAGAGGUUGAGACAGCUGCAAGAUUGUCCCUGGACACCUGGGCCAGCCCCUUGCGUGCUGCCCCAGCUGGAGCUCCAUCCUGGGCUCCUGGACAAGAACUACCAACUGCUGCGGCUCUCCUUAAAGGAGCAACAGCCCCAGAAAGACAAUAGGAAAGAUGAGGCCAAUACCCAGGAAGGGAAUGAAGCCCAGAGCCAGAGAGAGGAUGGAGCCGACACAGAGAGGCAGGGUGGAGUCCAGCCCCAAUGUAAGGAUGGAGCCUUAAGUCCCAAAGAGGACAAAACCCAGACAUCCCAAGAAGAUGGAGCCCAGACCCCAAAAGGGGACAAAGCCCUGUCGCUCCAAGAAGAUGGAGGAUUCCAGAUCGAAAGGGGUAGCAGAUCCAACAAGAAGAAAAAGUUCAAAGGCAGGUGCAAGUCUGUUUCCCGGGAGCCCAGCCCCAGCCUGGGGCCAAAUCCAGAAGGCCUCCUUCCCAGGCCCAUCUUUUCCUGUAGCUUCCCCACGCGGAUGCCAGGGGACAGGCGGGCACCCCGAAUCACUGGGCUCUGUCCCUUUGGCCUACGAGAGAUCCUGGUCGCAGAUGAGCAGAACAAGGUAUUGAAACGCUUCUCCCUCAAUGGCGACUACAGGGGCACUGUGCCAAUCCCUGAGGGCUGCUCCCCAUGCAGUGUGGCCGCUCUGCAGGACUCAGUGGCCUUCUCAGCAAACGCGCGACUUUAUCUCAUCAGCCCUAGUGGCGAAAUUCACUGGCGCCGGGCCCUGAGUCUCACCCAGUCCAGCCACUCUGUGUCUGCACUUCCAAGUGGGGACCGUGUGGCCGUCAGUGUGGCAGGCCAUGUGGAAGUGUACAACAAGGAAGGCAGCCUGGCCACCCGAUUCAUGCCUGGGGGCAAAGCCAGUCGGGGCCAGCGGGCACUGGUGUUUCUGACCACCAGCCCUCAGGGUAAUUUUAUAGGGUCAGAUUGGAAACAGAAUAGUGUAGUAGUUUGUGACGGGAUGGGCCAGGUGAUUGGGGAGUACAAGGGGCCUGGCCUGCAUGGCUGCCAGCCUGGCUCCGUAUCCGUGGAUAAGAAGGGCUACAUCUUUCUGACCCUUCAAAAGAUCAACAAGGUGGUGAUCCUGGACCCCCAGGGGUCAUUUCUUGGGGACUUCCUGACAGCCUACCAUGGCCUGGAAAAGCCCCGAGUGACCACCAUGGUGGAUGGCAGGUACCUGGUUGUGUCUCUCAGUAAUGGAACCAUCCAUGUCUUUCGGGUCCGUUUUCCUGACAGUUAA
Castor canadensis (American beaver) is the source of this 2688-nucleotide messenger RNA. The record is from RefSeq and is a predicted model, not a curated record. Lineage: Eukaryota; Metazoa; Chordata; Mammalia; Rodentia; Castoridae.